UACCGACCUCGUGUUGAUGGAGAUCGGUCGCUGGUCGAGAAGGAAUUAGUUGUUUGCAGAAACAGCGGUGCAAAUUUUUCUGACUUCUUGAACAGAUGAAACGAAUACGAUGCUUGUGUCAACUGAUAAAGAACGGAAUAACUUAGGAAAGCUGCGGGUCUGCUUUCUCAACCUGUGUGCCGAAAAAGUGAUACAUCUCGAGUAUAAUUAGCGUCUUUGGCACAAGCAUCAGCUGCUCUUUGCAAAAAAUCUUUACGAUCUAUCAGCCCAGGCAAACUUUCAGACCGGUUAAUUUGUCCAAAUUUUCUCCGGCGACGACAGAAUCAGAAAACUGCUCCAAUGGAAGUAACUCGGCACCCUAAGACACUAGCUGUAGCUACCGUGUAUGUCGACGUCGCAAAGCCAAGAACCAUGGGUUAUUCUGCUCCUACGGAAGGUGAAGCAUCCAUAUCGCUCGACCAGCUCCCAAAACAGCUGUUCUGGGAGACUCGGGAACUCUACUGGUGGAACGGCUUCUGGUACCGCCCCCGCCAUCUCGAGGCCACCCUGGCUUUUCGCUCACGGUUCCGGCCACGAGACGACGACGUCCUCUUGGCAUCUGCCAUGAAAACCGGAAGCACGUGGCUCAAAGCGCUCUGUUUCUGCAUCUUGACGAGCAAGAGACGUGAACGGAGUCGAGAAAACGGCAACAUCGCGGUCAGCACCGAUCGAGAAGAUCAGUCGGAAGACCCCCUCGCGGCUAACCACCCGGCGCAUUACGUGAAGACCUUGGAGGUCCAGGUAUUUACGGAGAACCCGCCUCCGGACCUCUCGGUCAUCGAGUCGCCGAGGUUGUUCCACACCCACUUGCCUUACAGCGCGCUUCCCGAAUCCGUCAAGGCCUCUCCAUGCAAAAUCGUCUACAUCACGCGCAACCCGAAAGACACCCUCGUCUCCCUGUGGCACUUCUUCAACCACCUCCGGACCGACGAGGAGGGCCCUUCCCGUUCGAGCGCGCCUUCGAGGGCUUCUGCGAUGGGGUCUGCUUCUUCGGGCCUUUCUUCGAGCACGUGCUCGAGUACUACAGAGCGAGCUUAGCGAUGCCGGAGAAGGUGCUGUUCCUGAAGUACGAGGACCUGAAGAGAGACCCGAGAGGGCAGGUGAAGAGGCUGAGCUCGUUCCUCGGGCGGCAGCUGGAGGAGGAAGAAGAGGAGGUGGAGGACAUCGUCUGGAGGU
Eucalyptus grandis is the source of this 1215-nucleotide messenger RNA. RefSeq names its product cytosolic sulfotransferase 15. Gene Ontology annotation, molecular function: sulfotransferase activity. Gene Ontology annotation, biological process: sulfation. Lineage: Eukaryota; Viridiplantae; Streptophyta; Magnoliopsida; Myrtales; Myrtaceae. The coding region runs from base 340 to 1077 and encodes 245 amino acids. The record is from RefSeq and is a predicted model, not a curated record. Gene Ontology annotation, cellular component: cytoplasm. The transcript has 2 exons.